Messenger RNA from Electrophorus electricus (electric eel), 1654 nucleotides. It is a transcript of the gene dscc1, whose product is annotated as DNA replication and sister chromatid cohesion 1. Lineage: Eukaryota; Metazoa; Chordata; Actinopteri; Gymnotiformes; Gymnotidae. Gene Ontology annotation, biological process: maintenance of mitotic sister chromatid cohesion; mitotic sister chromatid cohesion. Gene Ontology annotation, cellular component: chromatin; chromosome, centromeric region; Ctf18 RFC-like complex. The record is from RefSeq and is a predicted model, not a curated record.
UCAGUCUAACGCGUCUUCCGGUGAAUAUUGCGGGAAAGUUGAGAAUCGCAGCCUCCAAAAAGAUAUUUUCCAGAACAGCAAACAUGAGGACAUUAGAAGAGGUGCGGGCCACAUUGCAAAUUGCAAAACUGAAGGAAGAGGAUUUGCAACCUGUAACCCACUGUCUCACAUUUGGAAGUAAUGUUACGUCCGGGGAUUAUUGUCUUAUGGAGCUAGACGAUACACUUUGUAAACACAUUGAAGCCGGCAAGAGUCUCAUAAUCAGGGGGGACAAAGAUGAGCAUGCGGUUCUGUGCAGUGAAGACGAGACGUACGACCUGAAAAUGGCGGACACGUCCAAUUUGCUCUUGUUUGUCCCUGGAUGCAAGACUCCUGACCUGCUCCCUGACAGUCCAGCACAUCCUCAGCUUGUGCAUGCCCAGAUAUGGGGGUGUUCCAACAGUUACUGGGAGCUUAGACGCCAGCGACCGAAAUUGAAGAAGCUUAAGAAGCUGCUCUCGGAGAGUCCAUAUUCUGGUCCACCUUACGGCACCCAGCAGGAGGUCCCACAGCAGAAGUACACUAUGGAAGACCUCCUUGGCAGAAUCCAAGCAAGCAGAGAGGAGAUUGAGGCCCACCUUCAUAAAAUUCAUGCAUGUGAAAUUGAUGGACACUGGCGGAUGUUGGAUUUUGAUUAUGAGCUGAAGCUUUUGGGUCACGUGACCCAACUGGUGGAUUCGGAGUCAUGGUCUUUCAGCAGGGUCCCCCUCACUGUGUGCCUGGAGGAGCUGGUGCCGUUGGAGCCCAGAGAAAUGAUAGAACACUGUCUCAACUGUUAUGGAAGACGCUUUAACACAGAGGACGGUGAGGUCAUGUACGCGCUGGAUGAGGAUAAGGUGUGCAGUGCCACAGCUCAGAUGCUGUUGCAAAACGCCAUCAAAUUCAACCUGGCUGAGUUCCAGGAGGUGUGGCGUCAGAGUGUUCCUGAGGGCAUGAACACCAGACUAGACCAGCUCAGAGGUUUAACACUGGUGGACUGCAGCUCGAAGCCAGAGACGAUCUCCCUACUGCGAGUAGAGGACCUGCCUGAGGACACCCUGGAGCGUUUUAGCGCCCUCUUUGGUAUAAGGGAGAAGUGGACGCAGGAUGACAUUGAGCCGUAUAUACAGGACCUUUGCGGGGAGAAGCAAACAGUUGGAGCCCUUUUGACCAAACACGCCCGGUCGUCCAUGCAGAACGGGAGAAAAGUGUUCAACUCCAGAAGGCCCAUCGCCAGCUGAAGUGGUUGUUUCACUCUUGCUUGCAUUACACAAGAAGUAAACUUUUAAUUGUUUUUUUUUUUUUUCAUCUUAAAUUUUCACUUUUACUGUGUUUUGUCCAUUUAUUAAUAAAAUAGUGUGAAAAGGUUAUUCAUCUUGUGAAAAAUAAACAUGAUUUUUAAAAAUAUGUUGAUAAGAUUUUCUAAAUGACUUUCUGUUGAUUAUGAAUUUGUCUGCAUAUCAGGAGCACUAUGAAGUAAACAUGUCUCACGAGACCCCGUUGUUUUAUUGUCAUUUUCUUUUAUUAGCCAUUUCUGAUAUACACUGAGCCACCUUAAACUUUUCUUUAAAUUCCUGUUAUCAGCUAGUACACCAAAGACAAAGAAGGAUACACAUUAAGUACACAUUAAAAAUGG